AUGUCUGAAGUGGAGCAGUUCCCCCCUGGUUAUCUGGAGGAGGACAACGGUCCACGAGUCAUUGCGGCAUGCACUGUCAUUUUGGUCAUAACCACGAUCUUGUUCCCCCUCCGCUUCUAUGCACGAAGCCUGACACCUGGCCAAAGAUCAUGGGACGAUCAUCUCCUCAUACCAGCCUAUCUUCUCCUCCUCGGCCUGAUAGCAAGUGUAUAUGCCGAGGUCGUGCAGGCCGGCCUCGGCAGGCAUGCGGCGGCGGUGAUGAUGGAGGACCCCAGCGGUGGCAUGAUAAGCCUCUACCUCAAGCUGCUCUACAUCCUGGAUUGGUUCUACGUGCCGUCCAACAUGCUGUCGCGCGUGUCGGUUGUAUGCAUGUACCUGCGCAUCUUCACCGACAAGUGGGCCCGCAUUGCCUGUUGGGCCGUCAUGGCUUUCCUCGUCGCCAACGCAGUUGCUACCAUCAUCGCCGCCCAGCUCGAGUGCACGCCACUCGCUUAUACCUGGGAUAGAACCAUUGUUGGCGGCACCUGCUUCGACCAGAUCCUGUGGUACCAACUCUCCAACUUUCCCAACAUCUUGGGGGACGUCAUGAUAGCCAUCCUGCCCAUCAAGACCGUUUGGACACUCAAGGCCUCGACAGCACGCAAGGCCGGGAUUGCGACUGUAUGCCUUACAGGCAGUAUUGGAAUGAUAGCUUCCUGCGUCCGUGCCAGUGUGUUCUAUUUGCAGGAAGACGUGAUCAGGAAUGACCCAACGUUCUGCGACGAGGCCUUCUCGUGGACAGUCAUCGAGUGCGGCAUGUACUUCUCGGCAGCCUGUCUUAUCGGCAUGCGUCCCCUAUUUGCCAAGUUCCCGAACUUCCUCAAGACCCACUUCACCGCACCAAAUGGCGAUAACAGCGGGUGGAGGAGCACCUUUGGGCAACGCAAAACUGACAGGAUGCGACUCCCGAGCCACGGAAGGAAGAGCCACUACUCGAGCAUGGAGGGCGGCCAGGAGGAUGCUGAGAGGGGUCUACGGCAUCUGAGCGUGGACGAGAAUGCCUCGCAUUCGGAGGGAGGCAUCCCACUGCCCGGGUACCAUGUGCGGGACCCAUACGCUGAGUUCGAAAGCGACAGGAGCGAGAUACGCAUCGAGACCGAUAUCGAGGUGAGACACGAUAAGGGCAAUUGGUUGUACAGAGGAAAUGCUGGUGACCAUGCGCAGGAGUAUGUGUAUAGCGUGCCUGUACGUGCAAACUAG
Diaporthe batatas is the source of this 1239-nucleotide messenger RNA. RefSeq lists its product as uncharacterized. The coding region runs from base 1 to 1239 and encodes 412 amino acids. The record is from RefSeq and is a predicted model, not a curated record. The transcript is spliced from 4 exons. Lineage: Eukaryota; Fungi; Ascomycota; Sordariomycetes; Diaporthales; Diaporthaceae.